Oenanthe melanoleuca is the source of this 910-nucleotide messenger RNA. Its product is annotated as semaphorin-7A-like. Bases 500 to 910 code for a protein of 136 amino acids. Lineage: Eukaryota; Metazoa; Chordata; Aves; Passeriformes; Muscicapidae. The record is from RefSeq and is a predicted model, not a curated record. The transcript has 4 exons.
GAUGUCGUGUCCCUGUCGGGUGUCCCUAGGGGCGGCACUGCCACAGCCCUGCUGCUGAUCCAGCUGUUGAUGCAGCUGUUCCGCUCCCCUCACCGCACCUGGCUCCGGGCACACCACCCCCUUUUCUUCCAACCUCAGCCCUAUUUCCGUUCUCGUUUCACCCGUCCCAACCUUUAUUUCCCCUCCUCAGCCCCCACGGGAAGUUCUUCGUAAAUCUGGGGUGACAAAGCCGCCGACCCGCGCACCUUCCUCCCACCGAGGAGAAGGAAAAAAAAAACCCAAAAAAGACCCCAAAAUCCCCAGUAGAAGCGGCACGGAGCGAGUGCCGGAGCUCAGGUGUUCAAGGGGAGAUUCUGCGGGUUUUAUUCCGUGUCGUGCUGCAAGGCCCGCCCUCCCCGCACCAUUGGCUGCGCUCGGGUGGCUCCCGGCCUUUUGUACGCGGGGAGAUGCGGCUGUCAGCCCGCCCGGCUCCCCAUCCCGGCUCGCUCCCGGACUAGGAAUGGGCAGCAGGAGCUCGCCCGCCGCCCUGCUGCUGGCCCUGUGGCUCGGCCAGCUGGGCGCCUGGGCAGCGGCGCGCCCCAAGGUGAACCCCAGGAUCAUCGCGGCUCCCCAAGGUGCCAAGGAAUAUGUGUUCCCGCGGUGGGAGAGGUUCCCGGUGUUCUUCCACCAGGAAAACACCUCCUCCAUCUACGUCGGGGGCGAGGGGAGGCUCUACUACUACGACUUUGCCACCCGCGAGAACUACACGGAGGAGUUCCCGGUGAAAAAUGAAGGGCAGUGUGUGACCUCUGGGAAUUUGGUAGGUGCCACCCCUGAGGGAACAGCAGGAUGGGGAGAUUUGGGAUUUAGGGUGAAGGAGGGAACACUUCCCUGCGGCAUUCCCAGCUCGGCCAAGCAGGAGUUAAGCUGA